This is a messenger RNA of Pelobates cultripes (western spadefoot toad), 261 nucleotides long. Lineage: Eukaryota; Metazoa; Chordata; Amphibia; Anura; Pelobatidae. The record is from the annotation of a GenBank genome assembly.
AUGGCCCGCUGCCUGGCAUACUACAGAGGAAGCCCAUCCCAGGAGAUCACGGCAAGGACCAUCUCAGAGUUCCAGACCUACAUCCUGGCACUGCCGGCAUGGGCAGCUGAGGUGGCCACAGCGAGUGCAGCACCUGCUGACCUGAAUGCGUUCAAACCGUUCAUCAAAGCAGAGGAGGACAGUGACGAGUUCUUCGAAGAUUUCAAAAGAUUUACAAAAUUGCUCCCUCUGCUUGGGUCCCCCUGCUCGCCGGGAAGUUAA